Messenger RNA from Dioscorea cayenensis subsp. rotundata (Guinea yam), 850 nucleotides. RefSeq names its product norbelladine 4'-O-methyltransferase-like. NCBI's taxonomy places the organism in Eukaryota, Viridiplantae, Streptophyta, Magnoliopsida, Dioscoreales, Dioscoreaceae. The record is from RefSeq and is a predicted model, not a curated record. The transcript is spliced from 5 exons. Gene Ontology annotation, molecular function: O-methyltransferase activity; S-adenosylmethionine-dependent methyltransferase activity. The coding region runs from base 80 to 802 and encodes 240 amino acids.
UGGUUCCUUCAUCCAUAGAUGCAAAUUGAGUGAGAGCAAAUAGAGAAACAAGUCAAACUCUAGUUUUUGCUUCUCCAAAAUGAAUGGUAAUCAAAAUUUGAAUAACGUUGAGAACCACCUUCUGAGGAGUGAUGCUCUCUAUGAGUACAUAUUGAAGACAAAUGUUUUCCCAAGGGAGCAUGAGCAACUCAGAGAAUUGAGAGAAGCAACAAAGAAACACCCUAUGGGGCUAAUGGCAUUAAACCCAGAUGAAGGGCAACUGUUGUCUUUAAUUUUGAAAACAAUGAAUGCCAAGAGGACUUUGGAGAUUGGUGUUUUUACUGGCUACUCACUCCUCACCACUGCUUUGGCUUUGCCAGAUGAUGCUAAGAUAACAGCUAUUGAUGUGAAUAAAUCAUUCUAUGAAAUUGGACUACCAUUCAUUAAGAAAGCAGAAGUUGAGCACAAAAUCAACUUUAUUGAGUCUCAGGCCCACCCAGUUCUUGAUAAGUUGAUUGAAGAGGUGAAAGAAGAUGAACUUUUUGAUUUUGCUUUUGUUGAUGCUGAUAAAAACAAUUACAUCCAUUACCAUGAAAAAUUGUUGAAGCUAGUUAAGGUUGGAGGGAUCAUAGCAUAUGACAAUACAUUAUGGUUGGGUACAGUUGUAAUUGAAGGACCAGUUGAUUCAAGCUAUCCGAACCUUGUACGCUUAUGGAAAGAUGAUGUUAUCAAGUUCAACCAGUAUUUAGCUGUUGAUCAACGCAUUGAUAUUUCACAAGCUGUAGUUGGAGAUGGUCUCACUCUUUGCCGUAGAAUUUAUUAGGUAUAAUAUCAUAAAGAAUAAUAUAAGUCGGAUUGUUGUUUGUACUCA